Lutzomyia longipalpis is the source of this 1121-nucleotide messenger RNA. It is a transcript of the gene qvr, whose product is annotated as protein quiver. The record is from RefSeq and is a predicted model, not a curated record. NCBI's taxonomy places the organism in Eukaryota, Metazoa, Arthropoda, Insecta, Diptera, Psychodidae. Gene Ontology annotation, biological process: regulation of synaptic transmission, cholinergic; sleep; positive regulation of voltage-gated potassium channel activity. The coding region runs from base 574 to 1029 and encodes 151 amino acids. The transcript has 5 exons.
AGUCAGACACGGGUGCUUACGAGGAGAGUCCACCAAAAGAGAGCGUGCGGAGAGAGAAAUGUAGGCCAAUGUGAGAGUCGGCAACGGAUCAAUAUUCGCCUUUUUGGUUGAGAACCGUCCAAAGAACCACUGCGAGGAACAGACAACACACAGAUCCUCUGCGUCACACUGCUGGGAAAUGCAAUCGGAAUUUUCACCAAUUUAACAUCAUCAACAACACCUGCCAAGGAAGGAUUUCCAUCCACAACCAGAAUAGUGGAGUUCACAAUGGAAAAAGUGCAGUGAAUUAGUGCUAAACUGUGUGUGUGAGAACUUUUCCUUCCUCUGGUGGAAGGAAAACGUGAAAAACGUAAAAAGGUCCCUUUUUGGGGGGGCGAGACUUGGUUGUGUGUUGAGAAAAAAAAGAAGAAAAAUUUACCUCUGCAGGUGAAUUUUGUAAAAGAUUUUCCACAACUGCACAAUUUGGGUGUGGAAAGUGAAGAAAAUUUUGUGAGAUAGAAUUUAGCUGCUGCACUUUUCUUUGCGAGAGGAAAUAUCCGAUUUUCUUUCUGCCAAGUUGGUCUUACACUGGAGAUGGGACUACGGCUUGUGAUAUGGACAGCAUUACUUUUAGCUUUCUUUGGACCAUUUUGGUUUUGGAUUCCUCACGUGAAUGCUGAAUGCCAAACACGCUCAAUCUACUGCUACGAGUGCGACUCAUGGACUGACCCACGGUGCAAAGAUCCUUUCAAUUAUACCGCCCUACCACGCGACCAACCGCCCUUGAUGACAUGCAAUGGGUGCUGCGUGAAAAUGGUUAGACACUCCAAGACUCCUUACGAGGUAGUUCGACGAAUGUGUACAUCACAACUGCAGAUAAAUCUCUUUAUGGUGGAUCAUGUGUGUAUGAUGGAAAAAUCAGGCAAUGGACAUAUGUGUUUUUGCGAGGAAGAUAUGUGUAACACAUCCACUUCACUUUUCUACCCGUCUAACAAUUUACUCACAUCUCUACUAUUGAGUUUCUUACUCAUAAAACUUUUUAGUUGGUAAACCAGCAGCCAAAAAAAUACAAAUCAACAGUUUUUUUCAAUUUUUACACACUCCAAAAAGAAACAUUAAAAACAACAAAUCAAGGAAAAAAA